AGACCAAAAAGGUUCAAACCCCAAAACAAGCAACACAAAAGCGGCCAAAGAGCUAGAGACCAAGAUGACACCAAGCAGCCAAAGUUCUGAAAACUCCAAAACUUGUCCAUCUAACAACUUCAAAGCAACCACCACGAAGGAAGACAACGACAAAGAUGAAGAAGAGGAAGAAGAAGAAGAAGAAGAAGAAGAGGAAGAUGAAGAAGAGAGAUCAGCAGAUCAGAGCCCAUCUAGCAAUAGCUAUGUGGAAGAGAGUGGGAGUCAACAUCAUCAUAAUAAUAAUGAUCAGAUCAAGAAAAAUGGUGGAUCUGUGAGGCCAUACAACCGCUCAAAGACUCCAAGGCUGCGAUGGACACCUGAGCUCCAUCUCUGCUUUCUUCAAGCUGUGGAGAGAUUGGGUGGACCAGAUAGAGCAACACCGAAGCUUGUUCUUCAGUUGAUGAACGUCAAGGGGCUAAGUAUUGCCCAUGUCAAGAGCCAUCUUCAGAUGUACAGAAGCAAGAAGAUCGAUGACCUAAAUCAAGGAGAUCAAGGAUUUUCUUUUGAACACGGAGCUGGUUACACUUAUAACCUUAGCCAACCUCCAAUGCUACAAAGUUUUGAUCAAGGGCCUUCUACUAGUUUAGGCAGAUACGGUGGCGGUUCGUGGAUCGACCAUAGACGACAGGUCUACCGUAGCCCUUGGAGAGGCUUAACGGCACGAGACAAUACAAGAACAAGACAAACACUGUUUAGCUCACAGCUUGGCGAGAGAUUUCAUGGAGUUAGCAAUAGUAUUCUUGAUGAUAAAAACAAAACUAUUUCGUUUCGAACCAAUUCUCGUGAAGCGGCUCAUGCCAGCAAUGGUAUAGGUGAAGCUGUUCCAAGAAGUCAUAGAAGUUUUCUUGAAGGUAUGAAGACGUUUAACAAAUCAUGGGGACAGAGCUUCCCCUCCAAUCCUAAUCCUUCGAUGCCAUCAAAACCACAAGAUCAUACUGCUGUGACAUUGAACUUUCAUCAAAGUGACAAUCCUCGAGUGGGAGAAGAAACGGAGAAUGACUUGAAGAGGAAAAGAUUGUUAUUAUCUGGUGACUACAAUAAGUCGAACCCAGAUUUGGAUCUAAGCUUGUCCCUUAAGGUACCUCCUACACACAACAAUCUUGGAGAAUGCUUGUUAGAAGAGGGAGAAAAAGAGCAUGAAGAUAGCAAGCGGUUAUCUCUUUCAUUAUCUUCAUCGAGUUUAUCACAGCAUGGUCGAGCCAUUAGGAAAGAAGAUCAAAAUGAUCAUAAAAAGAGAAAGAUUUCGGUCUUGGCAAGUCCCCUUGAUCUCACUUUAUGAAUAUAUACUGCAACAUAUAUAUACGUAUAUUCUAAGUGAGAUGUUGAGGUACUUGUUGAUGGAAGACGGUUCUUUGUGGUUUAUCAUUCGUUGCAUACUUGUGACAAGACCCAUAACUAAGGUAAUAAUAGAGACAUUUUUAAACGUUAUUUGUCCUUUUUCCACAUAUUUUUUCAAGAUGUUAAAUGCUUGUUAAAUAUAAAUGUUUGUGAUCGAAUUGUGAGCAGAAAUUUUUUUUUUCUGAAUAGUAGUAUCCAAGAAAUAGAUUUGCGAGUUA
Brassica rapa (field mustard) is the source of this 1595-nucleotide messenger RNA. RefSeq names its product two-component response regulator ARR1. The record is from RefSeq and is a predicted model, not a curated record. Gene Ontology annotation, molecular function: DNA-binding transcription factor activity; DNA binding. NCBI's taxonomy places the organism in Eukaryota, Viridiplantae, Streptophyta, Magnoliopsida, Brassicales, Brassicaceae.